This is a messenger RNA of Lactuca sativa (garden lettuce), 2072 nucleotides long. RefSeq names its product magnesium transporter, putative (DUF803). Gene Ontology annotation, biological process: magnesium ion transport. Gene Ontology annotation, molecular function: magnesium ion transmembrane transporter activity. Gene Ontology annotation, cellular component: membrane. Lineage: Eukaryota; Viridiplantae; Streptophyta; Magnoliopsida; Asterales; Asteraceae. The record is from RefSeq and is a predicted model, not a curated record.
CGGCUGCGUUGGGAAACCACGUGCGCCUUGCAAAAGGCAAAAGCCACCCAAUGCGACCAAAGACAUCGUUUACCCAUCGACAUUCGACACAAAGACCAGCCUUACCCCUGGUCUAAAACACCUCCUCUCUCUUUCAAUUUCAAUUUCAAUUUCAAUUCAAAUUCUUGUUUGAUUUGCAUCCUUGUUUCCCCGAAAAUAUUAAUUUUGUUGGGUCGUCCUUCAUAUUCAAAUCUUGGAGGUGUAUAAUUGAUCAUAUAUUCGUGCUAAAAUUGAAAAUACUACCUGUAAACAAAUUCCCAGAUUUGGUUUAUCCUUGAUCCCGGAAGAUCGUGUUCGACGUUAGCAGAUUGGUUUCCAGCAAGCUGUCUUCUUGUUUUCUCACACCUGAGGCGAUUCAUUUCUCAUCCAAUUAACACAAAGUGGACUCACCGAUGGAUGCUAGAGAAAGUGUUCUUGUUGUUCAGUUCCUUCAUCUGACUACUACCUCCUGAUUAUUGAAGAUCUCUAGACGCCACUUUCAUUGCAUUUAUUAAAAACAAUCACCUCUGUCACAUAGACCUUUUUAAUCUAUGGGCGAGUGGGUGGUUGGAGCUUUUAUUAACCUUUUUGGAAGCAUUGCAAUUAACUUCGGAACUAAUCUUCUUAAAUUGGGCCAUGACGAGAGAGAAAGACAUGCUCUGCUAGUUGAAGGGAUUAAUGGAAAGACACUACUGAGGCCUAUCAUAAGCUUCCAAUCUUGGAGAAUAGGUAUUCUAUUUUUCGCGUUUGGAAAUGCCCUUAACUUUAUUUCCUUCGGAUAUGCUGCUCAGUCACUUCUUGCAGCAUUGGGAUCCAUACAAUUUGUGUCAAAUAUCGCGUUUGCCUAUUUCGUCUUACAGAAAACAGUCACUGUAAAAGUAUUAGUUGCCACAACUUUUAUUGUUCUUGGAAACAUCUUCCUUGUUGCUUUUGGCAAUCACCAAUCACCUGUUUACACACAGGAGCAGUUGGCAGAAAAGUACAGCAACAUUACAUUCCUUUUUUACUGUCUGCUUUUGGUGGUGGUGGUUCUCAUGCAUCACUACGUAUACAGGAGAGGAGAAUUGUUGCUUGCUAUUCCAGGGAAAGAUCUUAUGAGAUACUGGAAGUUACUGCUUCCUUUUUCAUUUGCUGUAGUUUCAGGAGCCAUAGGAUCAUGUUCAGUUCUCUUUGCAAAGUCUCUCUCAAAUCUUUUAAGACUGUCCAUGUCAAGUUCAUAUCGAUUGGAUAGCUGGUUCACGUAUUCGAUUCUUUUAUUAUUUCUAUGUACAGCUGGAUUUUGGAUGGCAAGGUUGAACGAAGGAUUAUCACAGUUCGAUGCCAUACUUAUAGUCCCCAUGUUUCAGAUAGCUUGGACAUUCUUCUCAAUUUGUACUGGAUUUGUGUAUUUCCAGGAAUAUCAGGUACUUGACGCGUUGAGGACGGCGAUGUUUAUUCUGGGAAUGAUUUCAGUAUUCAUAGGAAUUUCAUUGCUGGCACCCGACGACUCAAAAGAAGUGAAGGAAAGUCCCUUAUCAUCCGUGGCUUCAUCACAUGUCAACCCUGAAAUAGAAAGGUUGUCGAAGCCAUGUGAAGAGUCGCAACUGCAAAUCAAGGACAUGAAGUCGCUGGCAAGAGUAAUGGCAACAAAAGCCACAGCAGCCAUGGUGAAAGCAAAGAGUACAUGCACACUGUUGAUUGGUAUGGGGGAUGAUACCAUGCAUGCUUCAUCGGUUCUUGCGAUGCCCAUGGUUUCCUCAAAAAUCACAGGCUUUAGAGGUGUCGGAGGUGAACACCGGUCAAAGUUGUCGUUGAGAAGUCCGUCGGGGUGGGGGAGGAUUCCGGUGGAGGACGAAACUGUAAAUAUGCUGGAUACUACUUCAAGUGAGGAGGACUAACUAGUAACUAGUAACUAGCGUUUGUACUUUGUACUUGUAGUAGUGUUAUUGGGGAAAAAGGAUGGCGACACAGCCACGUGUUGUAUAGCUGUUUGAUUUGAUUGAAUUGGAUUUGAUUGGAUUGGAUGUAUAUCUUCUUUGAUUCUUAAAAUUCUUUUGUUUGUUCCUUAAAGUGUA